This is a messenger RNA of Exserohilum turcica Et28A, 1980 nucleotides long. RefSeq lists its product as uncharacterized. The record is from RefSeq and is a predicted model, not a curated record. Bases 1 to 1980 code for a protein of 659 amino acids. The transcript has 3 exons. NCBI's taxonomy places the organism in Eukaryota, Fungi, Ascomycota, Dothideomycetes, Pleosporales, Pleosporaceae.
AUGGACAAUGCAAGCACCACCAGUAACCAAACCAAGAAGAGGACUGGCAAAAGCCUCCAGGCCUGUUGGCAAUGCAAGAAGCGCAAGCUUCAUGGCAAUGCAGCUCAAGCGAUCAUCAGCUGUUCGACCAAACCUGAUGCAGUAGAGGAAGCCAGCACCUGCUCGACACACAUGGCUGAAAGGCUUUCCAAGCUGGAGCAACUCUUUGAGCGGUUCGUAUGUCGCAAGAGUCCGACGAGUGGCGGCCCAAUCUUGUCGCCACAAAGUCCUCCUUUGACGGUAUCGGGUUCGAGCGACAGGCAUCACAAACGGCCCAGGACAGGCUCCUCGGACGACCUGACGAGCCUGUCUUCGAUAGGUGACGGGAUUCCUGGAGCACAAGCAUGGAAUUCAGCAGCUUCGAUCCGCACGCUAAUGGGCAAAGUGGACAGCAGAGGCGACUGCGACGCUGACGAACAUGCUCAUCGGUCUCUGACGGCUCUGCUGCCGUCGCAACACGACGCGGACAUUAUCUUCGAGUCAUCAAACACUUGGAUGAUUCUGGAUACCAUCUAUCGAGCGUCCAAGGACCUCUAUCUCCACCGAGACGAGCAGUCGUAUACGCUGGACAUGAAGGCCGUGGCUCAAGAACGGCCCAUCAUUGUCGCUCGUACGCUUCUGCACCUGGCCAUCUGCCUCAACGGACUGCCGCCCAACUUUGACAGCUCGCGCCUGACGAGCAUCUGGAAUCUCGAGCACACGGUGCGGAACUACGUUGCGACUGUCACUUCUCUUGUGGCUUCAUCAGAUGAGCAGAUGAUGACACUGCAUGGGCUCGAGACGCUCUUGCUCCUCGCCUUCUACCACCUGGAUUCGGCGUCUCUGAGGCAGGCGUGGCUCGUUGUGCGGCGCGGGCUUAACCUAACUCACCUGAUGGGUUUCCAGCGCAUCCUGAUGCAACAAGACGACAACCCGCCGAUUGCGAUUAUAUCCAAUGCACGGAGCAUAUGGCGCACGUUUGUUGAUCUCGACCGGUAUCUCAGUUUGCACCUCCGGCUUCCGUUUGGGUCGGAGGAUUAUCCGCUGCUGGGAGAUGACGAUGCGCACCUGGUCCAUCGUGCCAAGCUCAACACGAUUUCGCGCAAGAUGGCCGGGCUGGAACGCGAAGUCUCGCCACAGGCGUACUCGGCAGCGCUCGCAUUGGACGAGCAACUCGAGUCGUACGUGCGAGAGAUACCGAAAGAGUUCUGGGAGGUGCCAAACAUACCGUCGACGGCCAAGUCGCCCGAGUCGUCGGCAGCGCUGGAGCGAUUGAUUGUGCAGAUGUGGCACUUUGAGACGAAGAUUUUCCUCCACUUACCCUAUCUCCUCCGCGCGCACCUCAACGACCGGUACGAGUGCUCCAAGUUCACGGCAUUGCAGGCAAGUCGCAACGUGUUGAUGCGGUGGUUUGCGUUACGCAACGCGUCGAUUACGCAGGCUUGUUGUCGGGUAGCCGAGAUUGCCGUGUUUAUAGCGGCCGUGACUCUGACAUUGGACAUUGUUAUCGAACUGGGCACCAAGGAGAAGAGCGAAGUGCAGAAGAACAAAGGGACGGACUUUGCCAUGCUCUGCCGACUGAUUGGCGAGAUGGAGAAGCUGGCCAAAGCCAGCCCACGCGAACGGACGGCGGCUCAGAGUGCUAUUGUGCUCAAGAAGAUACUGUCGUCGCUGGACCCGAGCAAGCAGCAAGCAGGCAAAUCGCGGCUCACGAUUCCGUACUUUGGCACGGUGGAGCUCGAGUUCAAGAAGCCGCCGGUGCGGACUGGAUUUGAUGUCGACGCCGACACCAGCAAGCUGAUGGAAGUCAAUGCUACGGGGCAGCAUGUGCCCGUCUUCUCGUUUACGAACAAUUCGCUGUGGCCCAAGCCGGAGCCUGGGUCGCGUGCUGAGCUGGACUGGGACAUUGUUGUCUUUGAUGGUCUGGAGGACCGAGACACGGAGGGCAACUGGAUGUUUUAG